ACUGUCUUGCCAGACGGGCCCCGAUACUACAGUUCAUAAAUGCAAAUAUUCUCACCCCUUUAAGUGACAUAAAUCUCCAGCAGAUAAGUGUUACACUAGACAGAUUAAAUGGUUGUUCUAAAAUCCCCGAUUACAGAAGUCAACGAUUAUGAGACUUGUUUAUUAGCAUAAAAAAAGUAGAAGGCAAGUGGAGAAGGCAGGUAGUGGGGAAGACAGGUGGCUAACAAAGUGUGAUGAAGGCAGGUGGUAGAGAAAGUGGUGAAGGCACUUUAUGGUGAACGCACUUGGAUUUGAAGGCAGGUCGUGGGAGGGGAGGCUAUGAGGAAAGGUGGUGGUGAAGGCAGGUUGUGUGGGAGGACUCAGGCAUAGGACGAAGUCCUGAAUACAAGGAUUCAGUAAUGAGAAGACUCCUAUUCGAUAUAUCUCACAGGUGGAAGGAACUUAAGGUGGAGUUUGUUGCUGGUUUCAGGGAGGUGGGAAAGAAGGUCCCAGAGUGGAAGAGGAGGUCUCAGUCUUGGGGUAGGAGUCAGAGGGUAUAUAAAAGAGGAUUUGGCGUGUUACUGCCACAGCUCGCCUGGUCGCUGCCUGGAAACCUUCACCUGUGCUGCCAGUGUUGUGUUUCUCACAUGAAUCUCUCUGUCAGAAGAGCAAACUAGAACACUUGACAGAAUGGCAAGGCUGCCGUUAUCAGCUGUGUUCCUGGUGGCAUUAGUGAGUGUGGCGAGUCCUCAGUGUAUCUCCAACAACGACAAGUUGUCCCUGCCCCUCACCCCUGACCUGGAGCACAUCAUCCCCUUCAGCUUGGACCUCCUGAAGGAGUUCAACCCACCCACCACCAAGGGAAACUUUUUCUUCUCCCCUUAUAGCAUCUGGAACGCCCUCGUCCUGGCUUACUUUGGGUCGGCUGGACAAACCCGUCAGCAACUACAGGAUGUCCUGCGUCUGAGUGACCCUUCAAACACUCUGGCAACCUACAAAGCCCUAGAACGCUUAUACGAGGAGAGACAAGCGAAUACCAGUGAAUAUGUGAUAGACUUAGCCAAUAAAAUCUAUGUCGACGACAACUUGGCUAUUCGGGACUGCAUCCAAGAGGUCCUUCCCAAAGAGGUGCAGAAAGUCGACUUCAGAAAAGCAAAUGAAGCAGCAGCGACAAUCAAUAACUUUGUGAAGGAAACAACACGAGGCAAAAUCCCAACAUUAGUGUCAGGUGGCGACGUGGAACGUGCUGUGAUGGUAUUGGUGAACGCCGCCUAUUUUAAGGGUCUCUGGAAGAGUGCCUUCAAGCCUACUGACACCCUCAAGAAGAAUUUCUACCCCACCCCGGACAAAGCCAUCCUCGUUGAUAUGAUGAACCAAAAAGACAGUUUCAAAAUCGGUGACUCGAACGAUCUGCAGGCGAGAGUGCUGGAGAUGCCGUACAAGGGCGAUGCUGCUUCCAUGUUUGUGUUGCUGCCUUUUAAAAAUGCUAAAGGCAUCACCACUUCUGCAAGCACCUCUGCUACACCCCUGGACACUAUGUUGCAACGUCUCAAUAAAGACACUUUCAACGCCAUCGUCACAAACCUUAGAUAUGAGGAAGUUAUUCUCAAUUUUCCAAAAUUCAAGUUGGAACAUAAAAUUACUGGAGAACUUACCGAGACUCUUCAACGUCUGGGAAUUAAGGACCUGUUCACGAGCGCUGCUAACCUCUCAAACUAUGAUCCUGCUGGACGACUAUUUGUGUCGAAAGGGAUCCACAAGGCUGUGGUGGAGGUUACCGAGGAGGGCACAGAAGCAGCAGCAGCUACGGCUCUAGUUGCGGUCCAAUCAUCGUUCGUCGGACAAACAAAACCCCCUCGUCUCUUUACUUGUGAUCAACCCUUUCUCUUCGUAAUUACUGACAACGUUAUCAAAAACAUUCUCUUCAUGGGGAUUUUCAGAGAUCCAAACAACACCUCAUUUUGAAGAAUGGAGUAUACCAGAUCAUAACAAAUGAUAGAGAGAAAGGUCUAUAUAGUUUCUAUACCAUACGAAUAUUUUCAACAUCACUUAGAGAGAUUUGUAGUUCGUCGACUACACAUUGGUCAUUACUUCAACAUUUCACACAUCAAGAAUAUGAAUAAAAGCAACAUUUUUGCUGAAUGUAUUCUGCACAUGCAAUCUAUUCUAAGGCAGAGAUAAAAACAUAAAGGAGGAACAAUGCUGUAGGCCUGUUGGCCCAUGCUAGGCAGGUCCGUCACAAAUCCAUCCCACUAACAGAAUAAACGCUACCCAAGCAAUAAGCUUUGACAAUUCUAUUUAUUCGCGCGCAAGUCCCACUCGAAUCCAACUCCUCUCACUCAUGUAUUUAUCCAACCUAAAUUUGAAACUACCCAAGGUUUUAGCUUCGAUAACCCUACUAGGCAUAAAGUUUCACUCAUCAGUUACCCUAUUACCAAAUCAGUACUUUUCCAUAUUCUUUCUAAAUCUAAACUUAUCUAAUCCGAAACCAUUAUUGCGGGCUCUCUCUUCAAGGGAUAUCCUCAAAACCUUAUUUAUAUCUCCCUUUGUUAAUACCCAUCUUCCACUUAUACACUUCGAUCAUGUCUUUCCUCAUUCUUCGUCUUACAAUUGAAUGUAAUUUAAGGGUCUUCAGCCUUUCGUCAUACAGUACAUAUGUUCAAACACCAAGCCAAUAAUGAUCCUUUUAAAAUCACUUCUCUCUAGGCUGGAAUACUGCUGUAUAUUAACAUCGUUCAAAAAAGGUGAAAUUGCAGAUCUAGAGUGUACAUGUAUGUACACAUGUAUGUUCCAUCAGACACCAACUACUGCGAACGCUUGGAAUCUCUUUGAUUUGUACUCGCUGGAACGCAGGCGAGAGAUAUAUCAUAAUCUACACUUGGAAUAUCCUAGAAGGAAUUGUCUCGAAUCUCUACACAGAAAUCACUCCCUACGAAAGUAAAAGACUGGGCAGGAGGUGUAAAAUACCCCGAAUGACAAGUAGGGGCGCCAUUGGUACACUAAGAGAAAACGCCAUAAGUGUCCAUGGCCCAAGACUGUUCAACAGCCUCCCACCAGGCAUAAGGGGAAUUACCAAUAGGCCCCUGGCUGCCUUCAAAAGGGAGCUGGACAGAUACUUAAAGGUUGUGCCGGAUCAGCCGGGCUGUGGUUCGUACAUUGGACUAUGUGCGGCCAGCAGUAACAGCCUGGAUGAUCAGGCCCUGAUCCACCAGGAAGCCUGGUUGUGAACCGGACCGCAGGGGCGUUGAUCCCCCGAAUACUCUCCAGGUAGACUCCAGGCAGGUUGACCACAAAACUUCAAACAACUCCAAUAAUUAUGAACACCUCAGAACCUCUACAAUUAUCACAACACGCUAACAGAUAUAAAAAGUACCAUAAUAACCACAACACACCUAGAAACAACGUCUGGACGGUAUAUUUUAGACCAAUGUGUGGUACUGCUGCUAAUAUUCAAGUUUUACGGUGCCAGCUUUUCCAAUAUAUCUUUGUUAUUCCCA
Molecule: messenger RNA, 3476 nt
Organism: Cherax quadricarinatus
Lineage: Eukaryota; Metazoa; Arthropoda; Malacostraca; Decapoda; Parastacidae
Product: leukocyte elastase inhibitor-like
Molecular function (GO): serine-type endopeptidase inhibitor activity
Source: RefSeq, a predicted model, not a curated record